UCAUCUUCGGGGUCUCGGUCGAAGCAAGUGGUUGGGUCGGUCUCGGCAUCUCGCCAUCGGGUUCGAUGGUCGGUGCGGACAUGGUUGUCGGUGGCGUGGUCAGAGGGGAGGUGUAUUUCUCGGAUCGGCAUGGUGGGAGUGAGAACGGGUUCCCAGAAGCGGAUGGCGACGGAACGCUGUGGGUGCUGGAGGGCGGGAGCGAGGAGGGCGGGCGGACGAUGCUGCAGUUCUCGCGAGCAAUUGGGGCAUGUAAUGCAGAUGAUGUGGCGAUCGAAGCUGGGACGUCGCAGGUGGUGUAUGGCUACACGUUGACGGCCGACGCGGACAGCUCGUUCUCGCCCGGCGUGUUUGUAAGCACGAUGUGAGCGGCACGGCGUCGGUCAACCUGCUCACAGCCGGCCAGGGUACAGCAGCAUUACCGGAUGGUGCGGCCACGGGUGAGCUCCGCGCCGGCGGCGUGUUUGUGGGCGGGGCGACGACGACAAUGUACGGGUGCUCGGGAGGCAAGCUCCCGGGCGACAUCAAGUACCAUUUGAUCGGAUACACGCCUGUCAUCCAGCCGACGAGCAACCAUGGACGGGUCCACCAUAUGGUGGUAUACGCGUGCCCAAAGACGAUGGCGAUCAAUGAGACAGCGUUUCUGGGGUGGCGGGGCGACUGCAACCGCGAUGCGAGUAUGCCGGCGGAGAUGGCGCGGUGCAAGGAGGUUGGGCAGCCGAUCAUGGGCUUUGGGGUCGGCGGCGGCGGGGUGCGGUUCCCAGCGCAUGUCGGACUUCCGUUUGGGCUCGGCGAGAUAGCGUACGUAGUGCUGGAGAUCCAUUACGACAAGAUGCAACCAGAGAUGUUUGUGGACAACUCGGGGAUCGACUUUCACUACAUGGCGUCGUCGGGAGAGCGGCAGGACGCGGGUGCGUUCUGGACGGGCGCGGUGGGCUUUGUGGUCCCGCCGGGCCAGGCCGCGUUUGGCGUGGACGGAGUGAGCGCGAGCGAGUGCAGCGCGAGCGUGUUUCCGCCGCAGGGAGUGAGCAUCUUUGGCGCCUUUCCGCACACCCACUUGCUCGGACGGAGCGUGGUGGGCCGGCAUGUGCGGAACGGGACGGAGUUGGCGCCGUAUGCGUGGAACCCGCACUUUGACUUUAACUUUCAGGCCUUUGAGUGGCCCGCGGACGAGAUCCGUGUCCUGCCGGGCGAUGAGCUUCAUGUGCGAUGCGAGUACGACUCGCGCGGGCGGAGCAGCGCGACGAUGGAGGGGCCAUCGACGCAGCACGAGAUGUGCCUCGUCUCUGUGCUCUACUACCCUCGGGCGGCGCUGACGACUGCAGUUCAGACGACCGAGUACGAGGUGGUCUUGCCAGAGUUUGCAGCGGCGCUCGAGGCCGGCGAUGCGAGUCUAGAGGUGGCGCGGGUGCGGCGAGCGAUGGAGGCGUACCGCAACAAGACGAGCAGGGCCAGCGGCGACGACAGCAUCGAGCCGCUCCGCAACCUCCGGAUUGCGGCGUUCCUCAGCGAGGCCGGGGUCACCUGGAGCGCACUCCAGGUGGCACUGUGGAAGGAGGCGAUGGCAGCUACUGAGGCGAGCGGGCGGGUGACGGCGUGCUUCGACGGGGCGGUGCCGCAGGUGUGGCCGUUGCCGUCUGCGCACCUCCCUCUUGUGACGACGCACUACACGCGGCCACAAAGCUGCGGACAGACACCUGUGACUACGCCGAGCAUGGGCGAUGCGCUCCAGCUCGACCGGCACCCGGGAACGUCGCGAUCGGCCGUCCUCGGCUCUGUCAUCCUCGCCUUGGCGCUCUGCUCGGUCUUCACCUGCGCGUUUGUGGCAGGAGUCUUUACCAGUGCGCGGCCCAAGUCGAGCAUAGACGAGGGAGCAGUUGAGCUCGAGCGUCGGCGGUCCGAGUUUAUGGAGCGAGUGGCAUCCGAGAGCGUGGCAUCGUCGAUGGGCCAGACGAGAAACACGCUGCUGGAUCGGGUGGCGUUGGUGGGUUCGCUGCCGGAGCCUGCACCGCCGGUGUCGGAGCUGAACGCCUACUUUGUCAACUUUUUCCGCGCACACACAUCGUCCGAAGAUGCCAAGGGCUCGUCGGGCUUGCUGCUGACGUUUGAGAGCUCUGUGCUUGUGGUUGUGGAGCACGCGCCCGAGGUUGUGGCGGCGUUGCUUCGCGAGCUGGCGGCGGGAGUGCCGUCGUCGACAACCGAUGCCGAGGGCGAGACGGCGCCGCUGCUGGUGGGCGUCCGCCUGCUGGCGUUGGUGGAGGAUAUUCCGCGGAGACGGUUCCCGCUGUUUGCGGUGCGGGCGGUGACGCUCUCGCGGGCAGAGCGGUACGAUCUCGAUCUCGACGAUGCUGUGGGUGUGGCGUCAACGACGUACGUUGCGCUGCUUAAGCUCGGCGACGUGCUUACGACCGAGUACGACAAGGGUUCGGACGCGCUGUCGCGGGCGCUCGACUCGCUGCGGAGCAACGAGGCGACAUCCAAGCUCAUUCCAGUCACCUCGAGCAUGAAUGUCCUCCUCUCCUCCUCGGCGCUCUGUACGCUCGACGAGUACAUGGAGAUCUACGAGGCGCCCGUCGACAUUGCCCUCGACUCGGAGCUCCAGUAUCCGCCCCCGUUUGAUGGCUGGUGGUUCCACCUGUUGUAGAUGAAUGAAGACUGGGCGAGCACA
This is a messenger RNA of Thecamonas trahens ATCC 50062, 2665 nucleotides long. RefSeq lists its product as uncharacterized. Gene Ontology annotation, molecular function: copper ion binding; dopamine beta-monooxygenase activity. The transcript is spliced from 3 exons. Bases 485 to 2641 code for a protein of 718 amino acids. The record is from RefSeq and is a predicted model, not a curated record. NCBI's taxonomy places the organism in Eukaryota, Apusomonadida, Apusomonadidae.